AUGGGCAUUGACAUUUACGACUGUGUCCUAGUAAUCAACAACAUUGCCGCCCUCGAAUCAUUAAUAACUAAACCAACUCUCACUUUGGGAGAGGACAUCGGUCUUACUGCUGGACCGCUGGUUCCACUGGAAUCUACAGAGGUCGACAGCCGGUGGAAGGACCUUGACAACACCGUUCUGACAUAUAUGAAGGCGAGAGGGCAGACUCAGAACGUCAACUUGAACGGCUGCAUCUUGACGGAACGAGCCAACGAAAAUGAGAGGUUCUACGGUGGCAACGUAACGGCGAUGGACGUGGUUGCAGGCAAUGUGUCGAGGCACGUUGAGGAGACACGCCCUCUAUUCGAAGUCAUUAAGGAGGCAGAAGGAAGGAUCGAUGCAGACCAAGCCAUCCUCAAAAAGCUUUCGGCAUUGCCAGCACCAGGAGACGCCAUGAUCGAAACGCCUAGGAGCUCGCCAGCAUCACCCAAGACUCCUUUCGGCAUUCCCAAUACUGAGGACCCUGACCCUUUCGGUGUCUUGGCUCUGGAGAUGGCAGGACUAGAGAUUCGAGAGGCUGGCACACGCCUCCGACCUACGAGUAACCAAUUCGAAUUCCACCCUGUUCCGUCGAGCCCAGCAUUUUCAAAGUUCAGGCAGAGCGGCGAGACCUUUACGACAAAGAGCAACCGAGGGAGCUUAAUGUCUACCAAAACCAGCCGCACCAAAAUGUCCGAGGCUUGGACACAGUCAAACCAGACAGGAACACCAUUCACCUCGCCUAGCCAGAGCCAGAGCCAGAGUGAAGACGGCGCUUCCAUUAAUAGCCUCCCCGUUCUGAAGGAGCCGGAGGAGGAGGAGGAGGAGGAGCCUGAGGAGGUUGACUACACCAAGAUUGACUUCACCCCGUUGAGGCAAAUUAGCGGAAGCCAUUCGAUUGAGGGAACCGUCAUGACUGACAGCGACGACCACCUGCGCACCGAUGUCAGCACUAUGGAUGAUGCCGCUACCAAGGCUUCCAGCAUCUACACGAAGGACGAUGCCAGCAUCAUCUCCAGAAACGACGACGAGAAGGAGGAUAUCCAGAAGGAUGAGCCAGACGUCGACGCUGAUGACGAGGAGGAUGAGGAAGAAGAUGACGACUUCGAAGAGCCUGUUAUCUUCGAGGUUGCGGCUGUUCAACCUGCUGCAGUCGUCAUGGCUGCCCCUAUCCACGCCAAGGGCGCUUUGGUCACCAUACCAAAGAGGAUCCCUCCUCCUCUGCCCGCCAGAAGCCCUAUGAGAACAUCUCGCGCCAGCAAGAGCGAUAUUGGAGACGUCAGCCAUCUUCACAGCCCCAUGCAGGCCUCUUUCACCCUCUCGCCAAGACAGUCCAUCGAUUCAUCCUCUAUCCGAAGCGGUAUGGACAACAUUCCGUCGAUUCAAGAGACGGCCCCAGAAUUUUCUGAGGAUGAGAAGAAGAAGACAGAUUUUGUUGUGGCUGAGAAGCCACAAGCAGAGGAUAUGUCUUCCCUUUCAACGCCUACAAUCCAGGAGCCUGAGCAGGCGACGCCUAUGGCACCUGGAGCCUUCCCAGAUGAGGAAGACUUCAUGAACCCUUUAGGUACAUCCCUAGGGGAAACUACAAGCUUUGAGUCGAGACACACCACUCCCCAGACAGUCAAUGUCGCAUGA
Messenger RNA from Colletotrichum fioriniae, 1653 nucleotides. RefSeq lists its product as uncharacterized. Gene Ontology annotation, molecular function: phosphatidylinositol binding. Gene Ontology annotation, biological process: regulation of ruffle assembly. The record is from RefSeq and is a predicted model, not a curated record. NCBI's taxonomy places the organism in Eukaryota, Fungi, Ascomycota, Sordariomycetes, Glomerellales, Glomerellaceae. Gene Ontology annotation, cellular component: ruffle membrane.